Messenger RNA from Elgaria multicarinata webbii, 2296 nucleotides. RefSeq names its product PGAM family member 5, mitochondrial serine/threonine protein phosphatase (gene PGAM5). NCBI's taxonomy places the organism in Eukaryota, Metazoa, Chordata, Lepidosauria, Squamata, Anguidae. Bases 61 to 1008 code for a protein of 315 amino acids. The transcript has 6 exons. The record is from RefSeq and is a predicted model, not a curated record. Gene Ontology annotation, molecular function: protein serine/threonine phosphatase activity. Gene Ontology annotation, cellular component: mitochondrion. Gene Ontology annotation, biological process: positive regulation of mitochondrial fission; peptidyl-threonine dephosphorylation.
CCGCGGAGCCUCUUUCGCGCCGGGCGCGGCUUCCCUGCCUUCCUCCGUCUCCUUCCUCAAAUGGCGUUCAGGCGCGUCGUGGCCGUGACGGCCGCCGCCGCCGCUUGCGGGCUGGCGGGAGGCUCCGUCCUCUUCUCCGCCUUGCCGGUGGGCAAGCAGAAACUGGACAAGGCCGGCGGGGAGGCUCCGUCCGGCGGCGGCGACGUUUCCUCAGCUGCUCCGCCGCGGCUGCUGCUUCUCCCUUCGCCGGCGACCUCGGGCCCCGCCACGGCGCCUGCCUGGCUCGAGAAGCCCAACUGCUCCGGCUAUUGGGACAGCAACUGGGACAGGAGAGAACCAUUGGCUCUUAUGAACCUGAAGAAGAAAAACCAAGAGACUGGAGAGGAAGAGGUUUCAUCUCGCCUAGCCCACUACAAAGCAAAAGCUACCAGGCACAUAUUCCUCAUACGUCAUUCUCAGUACAAUACAGAUGGGCGAAAUGAUAAAGACAGAAUUCUGACACAGUUGGGCCGUGAGCAAGCUGAGUUGACGGGGAAAAGACUUGCAAGCUUGGGACUGAAAUUUGAUACAAUAGUAUAUUCUACUAUGACCAGAGCAACUGAAACAACCAACAUCAUCAGCAAAUAUUUUCCUGGGGUGACGAAAGUGGGCACUGAUCUGCUGCGUGAGGGAGCUCCAAUUGAACCAAAUCCUCCUGGCUGUCACUGGAAGCCAGAAGCUGUGCAGUAUUACGAGGAUGGGGCUCGCAUUGAAGCUGCCUUCCGAAACUACAUUCACAGGGCUGAUGUAAAGCAGGAAGAGGAUAGCUAUGAAAUCUUUGUCUGUCAUGCCAAUGUUAUUCGUUACAUCGUUUGCAGAGCAUUACAGUUUCCUCCUGAAGGUUGGCUUCGGAUAUCCCUCAACAAUGGCAGCAUCACGCACUUGGUAAUCCGUCCCAGUGGCAGAGUGGCGCUUCGAGUGCUUGGUGACACAGGGUUUAUGCCUCCUGAGAAAAUCACACGCAACUGAGUGAGCCUUUCUGGAGCUGCCUGUAGACUUUCUGCACCAGUGCAGCUAUGGUAGGAUAUUGAGUACUCAACAAAUGCCUACUCUCCCAACACCCCUGCUUCAUUCCUAUGUGAACAGGGAGGCCUGUUCAACCUAAGAAAAAUGCACACUCUUGUCUUGGUGCAGUUGGCACAUUCCACCAAGCACUGCUGCUGUGCAGCCUCUGCUCAUGUGGCUGCAGUGUUGGACUUGCCUGGAUCUCCUGUGCACCAUUACACUGAAUGGAGACUUUGCAGCAGUACUUAAUGGAAUGAAAAACCUAAAGUCAGAAUCCACCUAUUGAGCUCAUAUGAUAGUACCACUUACCUGGGCUGCAAUAGGAAAACACCUGUGGUUUCUAACCAAAGCAUAUUCCUAUGGGCAGAGGAUAUUGCAAGCUUGUAAGGCCAUUCUCUUUCAUCAGUAAUUUAGACAUUUAUGUUGGUCCCUAAAUACUAACGUUGGAUCAAAAAUAGCUGGUGUACAGUGGUUUCAGCAAUUGCUAUGUGGUUGAAUUUCAGUAACAGUAGAAAGCGGUUUCCUUCUGAUGCCUCUCAUACAGCUAUGGACUACAUGUUGCAAAGGAUGGGAAGUGAAAAUGUGCACCUUUUGGUGAAAAUGAAAGAGAGGUAGGUAGUGUUCAGACAAACCUUCUCACAGUAGAGACCAUCUCAAAGAAAAACAUAUUCUGCUCUUCUUUCCCUCAGCCCUAUCUACUUAUUUGGUCUUUUAUACAAGUGAGGUUUUGUCCCUUACCUUACAAGCAGCCCCCUUUCACAAGUAUAGACACUUAAAUUGAACCAUUCCCAUGCUUCUGUCAUUUGCAAUUGUUAUGGCUGACUGCUUGUCAUUUUGUCAUCACCUGCCCUGAGGCAAAUGACAUCUGGAAACACUUAAGUGCUAAAUAAAACCAACUUAAAAGUGAGUCCUAUCAUUCACAUCCCUGAGCAUAGCCCAUAAUAUUUCUUCAGCAUGCUGAGGUUAAUAUUUCUUAUUUCUAAAUCAUAAGAGCAUAAUAUUUCAAAAUGCAUUUGGAAUGGAAUACUUGGCAGGUAGCUGCUACUUCAAAGCACAUGCAGUGCUUCCAAUGAAACUUGUUACCUAGCCAAUUAUAUGGUUGCAAGCAAAUGUUCCAGAAAAAGGGUGGGCAGGGCAUUGAGACUGUACUCCUAGAAAGUGGUGUUGUCUGUCUUUCUGUCUGCAGGGAAUUAAGUUAUUCUUAUCUGUCUCUGUAAAAUAUCUGAAAAAAAUAAAGGUUUAUUGACUUUCA